AAUGUAUUUUUACACUGGCAACUGUGCAAUAACAUCAAUAUUUUGGAAAUAACAUGCAUUUGUAAAAAAGUGAAAUUUUCUUGCCAGACCAUAUUGCACUUAAAAUACCUCAUCUCUAUCUUUUGUGCUGAAAGCAUCAAAGAGCCGUCAGUGGAGAAUGAAUGGAGGCACACAUCAAGGUUUCUGGGUACAGGACUAAAGAUAAUGUGUUCCUGUUGCCUAUGAAAAGUUUGUUUGUGCUUCCUAUGCCAGAAGUCUUUCUACACCUUGGUCCUUAUCACCUGUUUGCUGUAUACACUGCCUGCAGUGAUGCAUAUCAUCAACAAGCUACUGAUCUCCCAAACCUUCUCACAAAAAACUGAGUUCUGAGUCUCCAUCCAAGUUAAAGCCAAUAGGCAUAAGAUCCACAAUAUUGUGCACAAAAGAGAGAAAGGAAACCUCACCGCCCUAUUAUUCACGUACAAAUUGCAAAUUCACUUCUACAAAUAAACAGAAUUUGAGUCAUCCUGUCUUUAAAAGAAAACACAGUGUAUGGGUUUUCUAAGGCAAGGACUGAUUAAACAACAUGCAACUCUCAAGCUGUUUACAUUGCAUUUUUGGUGUUUACCAUCACGCGCGGUUUCCAGGUUUGCCCAAUUAGGGUGGGGGUCACAAAUUAGAGAAUUCAUUCCUUCAUUUCCCUUUGGAAAAACUGGAAAUUGACCUGCACAUUUGUAAAUGACUUGUAAGAAGAAAGGUAGAUGAUAAAAUUUUACUGUCAAGAGUUAAAGUGUUCUGAGGGGGGGUAUAGAUUACAAUGAUCACAAGAGAUGAGAGAUACUUCAAGGAUGCUUCUCUUGGUUUAAUGCUUCGUCUACUUCUGUUCAGCUUGAUUAUUGUUAAUGGCUACCUUAUCCAUGUACCUUGUCUUAGCUACCUUAGAAAAACUGCUUUGCAUGUUGAUUGGGGGAGGGGUAAUCCAUUUUGCAGCUGUCAUAGACCAAUGAUGAAUCACUAUCCCUGCCAUUUGGCCGCCUUCCCCCUGACGGGGAGAAAGAGGAGGGGAGCAGCAGGGAGAAUCCACACUUCAGACUUCUAACAUGAAGACAAAAUGACUCUGCUGCCACAGUGUCUUCCUAUAUGUGUAGCUUCUGUCUAGUAUCAGCCUAGAGGAGCUCAACUGCGACUACCAAUUCAUGCUGGAGUUGGAUAUUAUAGUAACACCACUUGUAUGUUGUGACUUCUAGGUAUAAAAGAAUACAACUUUUCUAUCAGGUCAGAUGUUGCGGAUUCUCCUUAUUAUAGGUCUAUGGAAAUGCAGGAUCUAGCUAGUCCUCAUAGUCGACUUAGUGGCAGUAGUGAUUCUCCCAGUGGGACAAGCCUCGAUAACUCACAUAUAAACAACAAUUCCAUGACACCAAAUGGCACAGAAGGGGACAGCAUGACUCUUCUGAACACUGCAGACUGGUUGCUAUGUGCUAGUAUGCAGACCACUGCAGUUAAAACAGAGCCAAUGAGCGGCAGUGACAUCACUGCAACGACUGCAGACGUAUCUUUAGACAACUACUCAGGGUCAGUAAUUGGAAGCAGUGGAUUUAGCCCCAGACAUACGCACCAGUUUUCCCCUCAAAUCUACCCAUCCAAAGCUUACCCACAUAUCCUGCCCACCCCUUCCUCACAAACGAUGGCUGCAUAUGGGCAGACUCCAUUCCCCACAGGAAUGCAGCAAGCCACAGCAUAUGCUACAUACCCCCAGCCAGGACAGCCCUAUGGAAUUCCUCCUUACGGUGCAUUGUGGGCAGGCAUCAAGACGGAAGGAGGAUUACCGCAAUCUCAAUCCCCAGGACAGACAGGAUUUCAAAGCUAUGGUUCAAGUUUCAGUGCUCCUCAGCCAGGCCAAGCUCCAUAUAGUUACCAAAUGCAAGGGAGCAGUUUCACCACAGCAUCAGUAAUCUAUGCAGGAAGCAAUUCACUCACAAAUUCAACAGGAUUUAAUAGCUCCCAGCAGGAAUAUCCAUCGUAUCCCAACUUUGGCCAAACUCAGUAUGCACAGUAUUACAACAGUUCUCCAUAUCCAUCACACUACAUGACAAGUAGCAACACAAGUCCCACUAUUCCCUCAACUACUGCAACGUACCAGCUGCAGGAACCACCAUCUGGUGUCACCAGUCAGGCAGUAACAGAUCCUUCCACAGAAUACAGCACAAUCCAUAGUCCAUCAACACCUAUUAAAGAUUCAGAAUCUGAUCGAUUACGGCGUGCGUCAGAUGGAAAAUCACGUGGACGAGGACGAAGAAACAAUAACCCAUCCCCACCUCCAGACUCUGACCUUGAAAGAGUAUUUAUUUGGGAUUUAGAUGAGACGAUCAUUGUCUUCCAUUCAUUAUUGACAGGAUCCUAUGCAAACAGAUAUGGACGGGAUCCACCAACAUCUGUGUCACUUGGACUUCGCAUGGAAGAAAUGAUUUUCAACUUGGCGGAUACACAUUUGUUCUUCAAUGAUUUAGAAGAAUGUGACCAAGUUCAUAUAGAUGAUGUAUCAUCAGAUGACAAUGGACAAGAUUUGAGCACAUAUAACUUUGGGACAGAUGGUUUUCCAGCAGCAGCAACAAGUGCAAACCUCUGCCUUGCAACAGGGGUUCGAGGUGGUGUAGACUGGAUGAGAAAAUUGGCUUUUCGUUAUAGAAGAGUAAAAGAAAUCUAUAGUACCUAUAAAAAUAAUGUUGGAGGUUUGCUUGGCCCAGCAAAGAGGGAAGCCUGGUUACAGCUAAGAGCCGAGAUCGAAGCUUUGACAGAUUCAUGGUUAACUCUUGCACUAAAAGCUCUUACAUUAAUUCACUCCAGGACAAACUGUGUAAAUGUACUAGUCACAACUACUCAACUUAUACCAGCACUAGCGAAGGUCUUGCUGUAUGGAUUAGGCAUAGUCUUUCCUAUUGAAAAUAUCUAUAGUGCAACUAAAAUAGGUAAAGAAAGCUGCUUUGAAAGGAUAGUUCAGAGGUUUGGAAGAAAAGUAGUCUAUGUUGUAGUUGGAGAUGGUGCAGAGGAAGAGCAAGGAGCCAAAAAGCAUUCGAUGCCAUUCUGGAGAAUAACAAGCCAUUCAGAUUUAAUGGCACUGCACCACGCAUUGGAACUUGAAUACUUGUAGCAGGAAAGCAGCACUUUGUUUCCGAACACAAAUAAACCCUGCUGAUGGGUUACAUGAAACAGAUGUUCCGGUGUCCCUGUGCAACAUUGCUGAAAUGCAAUUUCAACCGGAAGCGCUUAUCUUCUGUUUGAUACACUGCUGAUAAUUUAAGCAAUAGGACUUAAAAGGGAAAAAUACCUAACAUAAAGAACACUGGUCUUCAUUAUAGCUCCACAGGCAAAACAAAAGGGUUCGUACCUGUGAAGAAAAUGGAAACUAAGACCUUGCAACUCCUUUAUAGGCUUCAUGAUUUCCACAUAAGGAAAGUUGACUGUGGAAUGGCAGGUUUUACUGCACAUUAAACAGCUAUGCUAAAGUCUCUUUAGUAUAGUGCCCUAGAAAGUUUUUAUGUCUUAUUUAUGGAUGGACACUUCAGCUUGACGUACAGAGCUAUAGUAGAACAAAGAUGGCACCAAGGACCCAUCUUUGUAAUUUAAAAAAUGACUUUGGGCAAUAGAGUCGAAAGCAGAUGUAGGCAAUCUAGGGUUUCCUACAGAUUCCAAACGAGGUUUCUGGGAUUGCUUUUGCCCACAUCAAGCAAUCGAUAGGUUGCCUACCUCUGAUCUAAAGUAUGUAUACUGUAAUUUAAAAUAGAAAUAUGUACAUCACUGCGACAAUCAUGUACAGAAAGAUUUGUUUGUGUGUAAAUUUGUAAUAAUGGAUUUGUUUACAUAUUGUUUAGGUAAAUUUUAUUGAGCUAGCAAAGCCUUGGUAGAUCAGACGUGCAGGACGGCGUGUGUACAAACUCUUGUGCAGUGCCUUAUCAAAGUGUUAGUUAUAAAUAUGUAGAUAGGUGUUUUAUAUAUAUAUAUAUAUAUAUAUAUAUAUAUAUAUAUAUAUAUAUAGUAACAUUUGUUAAGACCAAACACAGAUGUCAAGUGUCAAUAACAUCUUACAAAGUUUUUUCUUUGCCAGUUAAAUAAAAUGGUUUCCCAUUCUCUAAACUUUGACACUAUUGCUCAUUCUUUUUAUUUUUCCAGACCGGCACAAAUAUGGUUUCAGAAAAAUAAUCUAAAAUAAAAAAGACAAAUCAGUUACAUAACUAUACAGCAAAUUAAAUGGAUACUCCGUCCCAGACAUCUUAUCCCCUAUCCAAAGGAUAGUUUGCUCUGUAAUGAUGAUGGCAGGGUGGCACUGCAGAGAUCACUGGGGUCCCCAGCGGCGGGCCCCCUGCGAUCAGGCAUCUUAUCCCCUAACCUUUGAAUAGGGGAUAAGAUGUCUUGGGCAGAGUACCCCUUUAACAUCAAGGGUUAUUCAAGAUUGGAAAAUCAGAGCAAAUUUUUUCUAAAAAUAGCACCACUCUUGUCCUCUGUUUGUGUGUGGUAUUGCAGCCGAGCUGCAGUACCACACACAACCUGAGGACAAAUGUGGUGCUGUUUUUUUUAAAUGAAAGUAGUUCUAUUUGGAUAACCCCUUUAAUGCGUACCUCCAAUGAUGGUCUCAGUGGUAAGUCUAUGAAAAUUCCGUCAAACUUGUCUUAUGAUCACAAUAGUCACGGGGCAAGUCUCAGGCAUCAAAGUUGCCACAAAAUGUAAACACUUACCCUGCCACCGGGACCAGUAUUUGAGGUAUGUUAAAAAGGAGUACUACACAGGACAGGGGAUAAGUGUCCAAUCUCGUUAGGGGGUUUGACCUCUGGGACCCCCACGAUUUCCCAAAUUGAGCCCCAUCUCCAACCUCUGGACAUUUUUUUCUUGGCACUAAGUCCUCCUUAACACCAGCCUUAACCUUAUGAGACAGCUAUCUUGUGUUUAACAGUGAUGGCUAACAAUCACUGGCUAAGACAGUACCCAUCACUAUUCAGCCUAAAAUUAGUGGCAGAUCCACUUUAGAGGGAAGCAACCAACAUAAGUACACCUCUGGUUUGGAGGUACCCAGGAUUACAUAUUUGGGAAUAGUAUUGUGUGCAAAACUCUACUCACAAUAAAUACAAGAAUUUGGGACAAAGAUUCAUACCUAGAACUGAAAAACUGUGGGACAGACAAGUAUUCCUCAGAUUUGCCAUAUUGACAGACUGUUUUAUGACUAUGGACUACUACAUCAUGGCAGUCUAUGGUUUGUUGAUAGACUUGAAGGGCAACUACAUGUUAUUCCCAGAUGCUGCCUAGAAAUGACUACAGUAAGCACUCUUUACACACUUUAAACAAAAACACAAGCACAUGUGACUUUGCUCUCCUGAAAGCUGUAUAAAUGUAUUAACUCUAAAUGUAUGGGUUGAAUUUUCUUUUUGUACAAUUUUCUUGAAAUUAAAGAAGCACUCUGACUUUUUUUAAUCAAUAGACAUAUAUUGUGCCAAAAUAUAUCAGAUAAAUUCUAUAUUAGUAUAUUUUCUUUUCAGCCAGAACCUUUAUAUUGUAUAAGAUGAUCCAGCAGAGACCCCCUGGAAAUGCUUUGAGUCUGUUUAGUAGGUAUAGUAAUCAUUUACUGGGUAGACCCACUUCUGACUCACCUGCAAGUGUGGGGCUGUACAUUCUGGAUAUACUUUGGCAUAUUGGGAAAAAGUAUGCCAUCAAAUAUUGCUGCAUACACAUGGUGGGCCAAUUGAGUUUAAUGGACCAAGUUGUCUGCUAAUGACUUUGAUUGGUCAAUUCCCUGAACACAUUCUGUUUUGUGUGAUACCUGCACAGAAACCAUGUAUGCUCAGAAAAUGGACUGAAUGUUGUCACUAGUAGACUACAUUAUUACUAUCAAACUCAACAGGCCCCCGAAAGCUAUAUCUCAAAGUUGAUGUAAAUUAAUUCUUAACAUUACCCCAACAUCACGUGACCACAUAGAGAUGCAAAAGCAGGACAUCUGGAAAAGUCGCCCCAAGGAUAGCCCACUGAACUGAAAAUACAGAUAACAUGGUUACAGUAACUAAUCCUGAUAAUCGGGAGUAUAUGUUAUUUGUUAAUUAAUAAUAAUACCAUAUUGGGUAGACUUAAUCAAAGAAAAAAAAAUCUGGAGUGCUACUUUAAUUUACCUCUCAAUUUACAAUUUUAACAGACAUGACAACCCCCCCCCGCCCCCGGCACACUAUGGACUCACACUGCUGCUAGAAUUAGUAACUGGUGGACUCUGCAUCUUUUUCUUAAGGAAAAUACACAGGGAUUCUUUAUUUUAUUCUUUUAACAGUUCAAGUAACAGUGAAUAUUUCAGCCGUAUUGUACAAAAAAUAGCAUGUUGUACCCAUAGAUAUGUACAGUUUCUCUUCUCAUUCAAUUUUGUGUUAAAUUAAUAAAUUUAAUUUGUGAAAUAAUAAUUAAAUUGUGCUUAAUUUUAUUUUUACAUGUACCUAUUGUAAUUAUUAUUGUAUUACUUUUGUUAUUUUUGAUUCUGUAAAGCAAAAAAGAAAAAAAAAAUAGAAACUUUGGAAAAGAGUGAAUCAUUUUAAAUAAAAUCAGAAGACUACAAUUGAGGAAUUCUUCUAUGUAUGUUUUCUAUGUGUGCCAAUAUGAAUGAGGGGAAUCUCUUUCUAUGUUUUUUUUUUUAAUUAAAAUGUAAACGUAUUAUCUAAUUAAAUGGGUUAUGCAGGAAUAAAAAAACGUGGCUGCUUUCUUCCAGAAAUAGUGCUACUCUUGUACUCAGUU
Molecule: messenger RNA, 6735 nt
Organism: Hyla sarda
Lineage: Eukaryota; Metazoa; Chordata; Amphibia; Anura; Hylidae
Gene: EYA1
Product: EYA transcriptional coactivator and phosphatase 1
Exons: 18
Coding region: 1289-3127 (612 amino acids)
Biological process (GO): multicellular organism development; negative regulation of extrinsic apoptotic signaling pathway in absence of ligand; positive regulation of DNA repair
Cellular component (GO): nucleus
Molecular function (GO): protein tyrosine phosphatase activity
Source: RefSeq, a predicted model, not a curated record